Messenger RNA from Podarcis lilfordi (Lilford's wall lizard), 22631 nucleotides. Lineage: Eukaryota; Metazoa; Chordata; Lepidosauria; Squamata; Lacertidae. The record is from the annotation of a GenBank genome assembly.
AUGGAGCCGUCGACCAAGAAAGACCCUUCUGCGGGGGAAAGAGAGGCUGGGGGAAAAGCCACACUGACUCUAACCUUCGCCCUCCGCAACGGGAGAAAAGCUGGCAUUUCUAGGGCGGCCAAAGUGUUCGAGGUACAUCUCUUAACACAUUGAUAAGGAGCUUGAGAGUUUUAUUCGUCCCCAUUUUUAGCCUGCCCUGUUAAGCUGAGAUUGGCUCAAAGUCAGGCGGUGGCCUUCAUAGCUGAGUGGGGAUUUGCACCCUUGCCUCUUUUCAUCCUACAAGACACUGAUUUCUUUCUUUCUUUUAAAAAAGGGCUUUAUAUACAGGUUCGUAAGGCUUCUUUUGAUAUUGAUUUCCUUUUUUGCAAUAGAAAGCAAUGAAAAUGUUUUUAAGAUCUUAGCAAUGGAAAAAUAAUAAAUAAAUGUCUGUAGGGGGCAGCGUAUUAGUUUUCAGUGAUUAUCACCAACAUAAUUCAUUUUUUUAUGAGUAAACUCCCAGCACGUUUGCCCAAAACUGCAUCAAAUGUUAAUUUGGAGCAGGGUGAUGAAGAGAUGAUGUGGAGAUAAUUAACAACAUGCCCUACCAAUGAUUGUGGUAGAGGAAUAUUUGCAUAUGAGCCUCAAUAACAUAAGAAGAUUCCUGCUGGAUCAGUCCAGGGAGGACCACGGAGGAUCUUUUCCAGUACCCACACAGUGGCCAGCCAGGUACCAAUGGGAAGCCCACUAACAGGAGCCAAGAGCUACAGCCCUCGGCCCACUGGUGGUUCCCUGCAACUGGUACUCUGAGGCUUACUGCCUCUGACAGUGGGUGCAGAACAUGACCAUUAGGGCUAGUGGCCAAACUUUUAAUGGUGCUUUUGUUAGAGCUGCAAUUCUAUGUGCACUUAAAUGGGCACCAAUCUUACUCAAAUACAAUGCGAUUUAACUUCCCAAGUAGAGAUGUGUAAGUUUGUGUAACACAGUUUCCAGUUAAACAAAAGGUUUGGUUCCAGAUUGCUCACGGCAGUCAGUUGAACUGCGAAGGAGGGGAAGUCGAAUUCGUAUUUUAUUACUUUUAUUUGCUUGCUACUUUUGUUGAUUUGCUUGUUACUUUUGUGAACAACCCUGUGCAUUGCAAUUGCACACACACACACACACACACACACACAAUACGUGCUUAUGUGGGACUGCCUUCUACAGGUGUUCGAUACUAAAAUCUAUCACCUUGAAAGCAGACCAGCUAAAGUAUCUAGAAACACUGCAGAUGACCUUGAAUUUUUCGUGAGAUGUGAAGUUUCUAACUGCGAGGUCAGCAGCCUCACUAAUUCCUUAAAGAGGGUGGCGGAGGAUGUGAAAGCCAACCAAGAAGAAAGAGGUAAGCAAUCUGUUGGGCUUCUGCCUCACUUUUCCAUAUAGACACAUAAACUUUUUUUUUAAUCAGUAGUGCCAUAUUCAUAAGGGUUUAUUAAGCUGUAAUACCAAAAAUAACCAAGCCUGUUUUAUGAUUGCUGAAGACUUGGAUAUGGGAAUCCUUCACCCCUCCAGGAGUGAUCAUCCCUGGCCAGCAUAUCUGGGGUGUUCCACAGAUGUAUCUGGGGUGUUCCAUCUAAAUUAUAUGAGCUGGAGCGACUCCAGCUCUUGUUCAACCCUCACAUGAUGUAGGUAUCUUUGCACCACAGUGCUGGAUAAGCUUAAGACGGCCCUGCAUGCACUCACAAUCUGUGGUUUACUCCCUCGGCUGCAGCACCGUGGUUCCCAAAGAAAAUACGAGACCUUGACAACUGCCAUCAUCUGAUCACCAAAUUUGACCCUGAUCUGGAUCAUGACCAUCCGGUGAGUUAUUUAGACCUGGUGGUAACUGAGUGCUGCCCAGUUCAUAAACGCUAUGAUUUGCAGAUCUAACUGGACAGUUGCUAACUUCAUUUGCCCUUUUCCGCAAAGCCUUUCUUUAUUAUCUCACCCAUUGCUGAAAUGUAGACUGUUAAGUUCCUUCCAGCAAAGGAAUUGCAAUUGUGGAAUUUGCUCCUCUUGGACCUGCCAGGGCUUCUUUUGCUGUGAUUCCUGCGUUGCAGAGGGUUGGUCUAGAUGACUCUUGGGGUCCCUUCCAACUUGACAGUUCUAUGGAUUGGCAUUGGCACCCCUCAGUGUUGACAUUUGGGUACCAGUUGAAGAUGCACUUGGGGAAUAAAAAGGAGUGGGUACUCUGUGGUUACUGUAGAUGUGAUAUUGUAUUAUGGAAACAGAAUGACUUAGGUAUAUGUAUAUAUACACACACAUUUUUAAUCAUUGAUUUAAUCAUUGAUUCCCCCCCUCCCAGAUACAUUAUACCUUACCCUGAGCUACUUUGAGAGGAAGGGCGACUCAAUUAUUACUAUAAAGCACCCUGUACACUGAUGGUGCUGUCUGCAUGUAUUAAUUAAUCAGGAAUAAGAAUAUAGCAAAAACUUGAAAUUGAAACCAAUUUGAUUGCUCAAUCCUUUGGGCAUUUUCAGCUUCUCUUACCACCAGGAACCAUGAUGAUUAUUCACCAUGUCUCCAUUAAACUCCAUUUUGCAAGGAUGCUCGAGAGCCACCACCCUAAAUUUUAAAUCAGAAUUUUUGCACUACAGGUUUGCAUUUCAAAAUUCACUUCCUCCUCCUCCUCAAGCUUAAUUAUAUGCUGUGUGUUCCAAAGCACUUGCCAGAACUGUAAAUAAAUGGUCAGCAUAUAAAUACAACAUGAACAGAGUCCUAAACAUAAAUAAAAUAUCAAACACAUUUCAGAAAUAUUUUUAUAUCUGCGUUAGCAAGCUAACAAAAAUACAAUUAAAAAUGUCCUUCAAAACAUGUGAAAAAAUAUUGUAGGUGCCUUAGCAGUCUUUCAGUGCAAUCCUAUAAUAUUAGUUGGAGGAAAGUCCCAAAAUGUUCACUGGAGCUUAUUCCCUGGUUGGUGUGUUUGACUGCAAUCUUUGUAGCUGGGGUUUGUCAGAGCCUUGCUAGAUCCUUGCCCUCCUAGGCCAGGUAAAUUGAAUUUAGACAGGCUCUCAUUAUCAGAACUACAUUCAUAUGCUAAGAAUUUGGAUCUCAUUAUAUUAUAUUUUUUGGCUAUUCUACUUACUGCAGUGAAGUGUUGUCUCUUAAUCCCUUUUUAGGGCUACACCGAUGCAGAAUACAGGAAGCGAAGGGCUUUUAUUGCUGACCUGGCCUUCAAUUUCAGACAGUAAGUGCACAAUAAAACAAAACAAAAGCAAUAACCAUUCUCUCAUUUUUCUUCACCGCUCACACAUUCAUGCAGUUGUAGUAUAGUUUUCUGCAGACUUCUGUAGCCUCCUCUGUUGGAAAACAGGAAGACAAGGGAGAACUUCUAAAAGAUAGUGAAUGUCUGUAGUUAUUUUUAGGAAUAUUUUGGCUUAUAUUAAUAAUAAUAAUAACAUAUAUUAAAAUUAUGUGGGGCACGGCUUACCUAGCCCCACCAAUAUUUUAUUCAAGUUGGUAGCUCUGUCCUUGAUCUACAAACAAUAGGCCUCAGGGACACUGUCUAGAAGAUCCUUGGUAUCUCCUAUAUCUGUAGCACAUAAGGGACUUCUAAUCACAUGUGCUCUUUUACAGGGGUGACCCAUUGCCAAGAGUUGAGUACACAGCCCAGGAAACAGCUACAUGGUAAGUGCCUGGUGUCACAAUGGGCCCACAAAAACUGUAGAACAUGUGGGGGGAGGUGAGAAUGUAAAAUGGCUUCUUCCCACCUUUCCAUUCUUUGGCAUGGAAAAUAAUAGUGGUACCUUGAAACAUAUGCAACACGGCACAUCUGAUUCCAACAUCGGAAGCAGAGGCCCCUCUCAAGGCGUCCCAUCAAAGAGAGAUUCAUACAAGGGAGAGGGCCUUUUGAGUGGUGGCCCCUUUUUAUAGAAUGCCUAUCCCAGUGAGGACGCCUGCUUGAUUCUAAGGACAUGCCUCUUAUUCCAAGGUUUUGAGGGAAUAUGAUGAUCCUGCUUAUUGCCAUUUCUCGGUGGAGGGUGCUAUUGUGGUAAGUCAUCAAAGGAGCCAACUCCUAGGGGCUGUGGGGGCUUCAACCCCCACAAUAAAAUAUUAGAGGGGGCCAGGCCUCUGUAAAGUUGAUGGGCAUUCCCAUUUAAAUGAUGUGUGUGCAAUGCAACAUCUGAUUGAUUAUGCAGGGUGGGGCUUACCUGGGCAUCCCACAAUAGUUUAUUCAAAUUGGCACCCCUGUAAGUCAUCUAGAGACAUUUUGUAUUAUUUUUAUUGUUGUUUAGUCGUUUAGUCGUGUCCGACUCUUCAUGGCCCCAUGGACCAGAGCACGCCAGGCACUCCUGUCUUCCGCUGCCUCCCGCAGUUUGGUCAAACUCAUGUUGGUACCUUCAAGAACAUUGUCCAACCAUCUCAUCCUCUGUCAUCCCCUUUAGGUGACAAAUAAAUAAGACAUUGGUUGUGCAAUGUACACAUCUAAUGUAAAACCAACCAGUGGGAUUUACAAAGUGCAUUAAGCAGCUGUAGACUGUUGACGCAGUUAGGUGGCUGGUGGCCAAAAUGCAAAACAAGUUUACAGUCUGUGCCUGGGUCCAGUAUGGAGAAGAGAUGGGUAUACUGACCCUCACCCCAUAUUCCAACUCAAACCACAAAUUAUUAUUCCAGAUUCCGGGACAUCACACUCUUUGGCCAGCUCAGUAGCUCAACAAAGUGGCUGAUUUCCCCCCUCCCCAAACAAUUCAAAAGGUCUCUGUUCUAGCUACGCACUUCAACGGGACAACUUUCAUACAGUGGAGCCAUCAGAGCAGGUCUUUAGGGUGGAAGCCAGGCACAACAGAAUGAGCAGCAGGGCCGAGUCAUCCACACUUGCUUUUCUGCACAGGUCUGGAAUUUCUAGGUCCACAUCGGGGUUUUUUGUUUUUUGUUUUUGCUUUGUCCUGCUGCCUUCCCUGGGAAAACUCAUUUUUUAUUGCUGAAUCAGAGCAAAUGACAAUCCACAGAAAACCCGAUUGCUGCUUGCUUCGAUUCAGCAGUAAAACACAGUUUUCCCCAGGGAAAGCAGCAGCAGAAAUAACCCCAGGUCACACCCGGAUCCAGAAAUCCCUGACCUGUGCCUAAAGACACAGCACAAAAGGAUAAGCCCUCAGUCUAGAGCUGAUGGCAGUCAAUAUAAUGCCCUCCAGAUAUAAUGCCCUCCUGCCCAGUUCCCAGUACAAUGCCCAUCAUCCCUAACCAUUGCCAUGCUAGCUGGAGCUGAUGAGAGCUGUAGUCUAAAGAUCUGGAGGACACCAAAGCACCACGAAGGCACCACAGUUAGUCUGGAGUCUAAAUGCACUACUCUCGGGAUCACUUGCAUGAGGCCACCAACAUGGAUGGCUUUGAAAGAGGUUUAGAGAAAUUCAAGACCACUAGCCAUGACAGGAUGCCUCCAGGGACCACUGAUGAUGUGUCAAAAUCAGAAAUCAUUCUGAUUUCCUCACAGGGAGGAUUAGAUGAUGUUGGGUUACCCUACACCCUGCAGGGCCUUUCCUCACUUUUGCCUCUGGCCCUGCGCACCACUGGCAUGGUUGCCCACAAGCGAAUGCAGUUCUUGAAUUGAAACAGAUUAUUCACCCCUGCUUUUGAUAAGAAGAAAUAGGACAGAAUAAUGGACCAAAUAUCUUGCUGAAUUCAACCAUGCUUCAUAGGAAGCACAAGUUUGGUUUCUUGCUCUCCUGAACUUUUCCUGACUGAUUGUGGAAGUGGUCUAAAGCUCAUAAAGCUUCUUUGGGGUUUUUAAAAAACAGUACUAACAAUAGCCACCACUGGAAGCUGAUGUCUUUUGUUUCUCAUUCUUUAACAUAAACUUCACUCUAGUCUUGAUAUUUAUUGAAAAUAGGGACAACCAUUAUGUGAUGCUGAAUCUCACCCUUCAUAGCAACACUUGAGCAACUGAGAGAGGGAGGGAGGGAGGGAGGGAAAGAGAGAGAGAGAGAGAGAGAGAGAGAGAGAGAGAGAGAGAGAUACAAUACAAACAGGAAAAGGUUAUUGGCUUAGUCAGCAUUUCCAAGAAUGACCUCAAUUUUCAUAAAACAAUGUUUACAAAUGUGUGAGAGCCCCAGAGCUGAAUAAAAACCUACUUCCAUAAGGCUCCAUGCCAUUGCAUGAUUAUUACAUGCUCUCUUUCCAACAACUAAACAUGUUUCUUCCCUUUAAAGACAGUUACUUUAAUCAUCUCUGACUGCUGGCCCUGCUCGCUGGGGCUGAUAGAGUUGGAGUCCAACAAUAUCUGGAGUGCAACAGGUUCCUCAUGUCUGCUUUACAUGGCAAAACAUUUUCCAUGUACAUACAGUCAUACCUCAAGUUGAAUGCGCUUUGGGUUGAGCGUGUUCGAGUUGCACUCUGUGGCAACCCGGAAGUAACGGAGCGCGUUACUUCUGGGUUUCGCCACUUGUGCAUGCGCAGACACUCAAAAUGACGUCACGCGCAUGCGCAGUAGCGGCGAAACGCGACCCGCGCACGUGCAGAUGCGCCGUCGCAUCUUGCGUUGCAUUCAGGAUGCAAAUGGGGCUCCGGAACAGAUCCCGUUUGCAUCCCAAGGUACCACUGUAUUGGUGUUCACUGUGGUGAACACCAUGAAAUACCAGUAGCAGAUGUCCAUGUGGUGCCCUCAUGGAUCCAGGAGGGCAAUCAAGAUGAUCAAGGGUCUGGAAACCAAGCCAUAUGAGGAAUGGUUGAGGGAGCUGGGUAUGUUUAGUCUGGAAAAGAGGAGAAUGAAAGGAGAUAUGAUAGCCAUCUUCAAAUAUCUUAAGGGCUGUCACGUGGAAGAUGGAGUAAUCUUGUUUUCUCCUGCUCUGCAGGGUAAGACCCAAACCAAUGGCUUCAAAUUACAAGAAAGGAGAUUCCAACUACACGUUAGUAAGAACUUUUUGACAGUAAGAGCUGUACAAAAGUAGAAUGGACUCCCUCAGGAGAUUGUUGACUCUCCUUCCUUGGAGGUUUUUAGGCAGAGGUUGGAUGGCCAUCUGUCCUGGAUGCUUUAGUUGAGAUUCCUGCAUUCAGGGGGCAAGCACAUUGCCUUGCCUCCGGAGCUGAGGGGGUCCAGGGCCACACGAUGUCACCACACCAUGUGUAAAUGCCCCACAACAUGUGCACAUGAUGUCAACAUGCCCCACAGCCCUGUCGCUGUUAUGAGAAAAGUGUGUCUUAUGUGUGUGGUGUAUCAUUUAAAAUAUGCUGUUUGCAAAGAGGUCCGUUGUAAGCUAACACCGCUAUUGUUUUCAGGAGAGAAGUCUACCAGAAGCUAAGCAGUCUUUAUCCCACUCAUGCCUGCCACCAAUAUUUGGAGGCCUUUCAUCAGCUGGAAAAAUACUGCGGGUAUCAAGCAGAUCAUAUCCCUCAGCUGCAGGAUGUCUCUGCUUUUCUAACAGGUAAGGAGGUAUGGCACUAGGACUGCUGCCAAGUAAGGGUGUUCUUAUGGGUGGCAGAAGUGAAGUCUGGAAAUGGGGGGUUUGUAAUGGGGCACACCCAACAAUCGUUCAGAAUUGGCUCAAGCCCAUUUCAGAGCCAAAUCCAAAACUGAGGUGGGAAUGAGUUGACCUGUCCCAUCCUCCACCUCCUAAAAUAUGGCAACUAGUUUCCAUGCAUCACCUUAAAAGUCCAUUCACCCCCUUUUUGGGCAGGCGGCUUUGUGGGUGGGCCCCAGGCCUUCCUGGCAAACUGACCUAUCACAGGCCGGAUUGUAUUCCUGCUGCCAAAUGGCCCAAUGGUGGCAGGAGUUAGUGGGUGUUCCCUUGGGCACAGGACCAACCGACCAAUUGCAGCCCUUGGUGUUGUGCCCAGGGAAAGUUUAAAUGCCUGGCCAGCAUGGCCUUGUGGUCUUUCUCUUGCUGGGCCAGUUCUCCCACCCUCCGUCCCUCAGAUUAGGGUUUUUCAUGGAUGGUUCAACCUCGAUAUGGACAAUGUUGGUCACCUAAUUUUCCAGGGGCCAGGCAGGAAUUUCCCCCACUUGGCUAAUUGGCACCGCCAUUUGGGUUUUCGCCUACCUCAUAGCAAUCAUCGCAACUUUGUAUGGAGGAUAGGCAUUGGGUAAGCAUAGUCUUGGUUGGAGGGGAGGUUGUAGCCUCCGUUUGCCCCUCCACGCAUAAGGGUAUGCUGUUAAAGGGAUCCGGAAGGAGUGGCUCCUGCUCAGUUCCCAGAUGGAGGCUAGGGCCAUACCACUCCUCCAACAGGGACCGCUUGGGGGACACCCCAAUUUGACGUAGGUCAUAGGGCAUCCCUCCCCCCAGCUUCACCCUUAGAAACACUCCCAGAGGAUGAGCGGGAGUGACAUGUGCAGUUGCUUACCACAGUGCCUAUGGCCAAACCUCACAUGUGUAACCAAUAAAGUUGUGGCCUUAUUUGAUCCCAAACCAAUAUGCUGCGUGGUGUCUAGUUAUUUAUACCUUAGGGAACAGGGUGGUCACGGGGCCUCGAUACACAAUAUGGCAACUGGUUUUUGUACUACCUUGGUACAAAACUGAAGGAUGGCUUUCCAAGUCAUUAAAGAGAGAGAGAGAGAGAAUAUUGUGUUUCUGGAAUGCAUCUAUCCAGAUACUAGACAUGAUUUUAUUCCAAGGAACGAAAACCUAUAGCCCAAAAGGGGAAACAAUUUUAUGUAGCUGUAUUUGGAGGCUAAGAGUAGAAAUUUGUUCCUGUAAGUUCCUUUAGGGCAACUGGUCAUGAAUUUCCUUUCAACUCUCUUUGGGUUUCCAGGAGAUGUUAAGCAUUCAGUCCAAGUGAGCCCCCUGCCCACCUCCCCUAUUCUUUAUUGCAGCCCAACUUUUAUUGGAGAGCCAUAAAUCACAAAUAAAAGUUUUUACAAGUUACUCUUCUUACUAAAUCCUUCUCCCUUCCUCUACCCCAGCUCAUCAACUCUUGAGCUAUCCAUGUUUAAGAACGUGACUGUGUGUCGUGUGUGUGUUGUUGUAGUUACAAUUUUAUAUUACACAAUUUUGCAAGUUGCUUGCGAAGAAUUAUUAACCUGAGAAGGUUACAGAAUCUUUUAAAUAAUUUUUAUUAACCGACCAAUCAAAUCAAAUCAAAUCACAUCACAUCACAUAAAUUCCGAAUUACAAAGCCGAAUUUUAAAUUUUGUUGAGGGGACCCAUAUUUCAAGAUCCGAAGGGGGAUUCUGAUCAUCUUCUUGCUACUGCGUUAAUGUCAGAAUCAGUCCAAACAAAGUUCAUAAUUCUAUCCAAUCUUAUCUUGCUGUUUCCGCAUCUCAUCUUGUUCAUAUAUUUUCUCUUUUUUCUUUAUGAUCUCUUCUGAUAAUCUCCUUAAGCCAAUAAACACCAAUAAUAAUCCUGUGUGAAUUUUCUGUUCAUCCAAUCCUCAAAUCGAGAUGGUUUCCAUAUAUCAUCGCAUUCAUAGAUAACAUCGCUCUUUCCACCAUUAAUCACAGAACUGUCGUUCUUUUUUUUUCAUAUAAUAUUUAUUAUUUUUCCAAAAACUUAAACACUAAAAAGACAAUACAACACAUCAAAUAAACAAAACAAAACAAAAACAAUAAAAUAAAUCAAACAAUUUCAUUAUCCCAUCUUUCAUUCACUUAUUUCCACAACCUCCUCACACCUCCUUUUUGUAUUCCACUUCUAUUAAUUAUUUCAGCAAUUCCUUUCCAUCUUCCUCUGUUUUCUAUCCUAUAAUUAUCUUAACUCAUUCUAACCUUAUUUUUCCUUUAAUGCUCUGUUAACCUAUCUGUACUUAAUUCCUUAUAACAUUUCUACUAAAGCCAUAUAAGUUCAUUCCAACAUUUUUCUAACAUUCAUUAAUUUUACAGUACAGUGGUACCUCGCAAGACGAAUGCCUCGCAAGACGAAAAACUCGCAAGACGAAAGAGUUUUUCGUUUUUUGAGUUGCUUCACAAGACGAAUUUCCCUAUGGGCUUGCUUCGCAAGUUGAAAAACGAAAAAAACGAAAACGUCUUGCAAGUUUGUUUCCUUUUUCUUAAAACCGUUAAUACCCAGGGUGACUUCGAGGAGCAACUCAUAGCACGCGGUGUGGUAGCGUUUUUUGAGGAAUUUGAAGACUUUGGUGAUUUUGAAGACUUUGGGAAACCGUGCUUCGCAAGAUGAAAAAACUCGCAGAACGAAUUAAUUUUGUCUUGCGAGGCACCACUGUAUUUCUGUAGAUAGUCUUUAAAUUUUUUCCGACUUCCGGGUCAGCGCCAUUGGUGAAUGGCGGAGUUCCUCUGACCGGAGGAACGGGCUCCGUGGAAACUGGGUCUUCCCGCCGCGGCGAAGGUGGGGACCUGCUAGAAAUCCCAGGCGGAGGAAGCCUGGGAACGUGGGGCUCGGCAGGGCACCAGAAGCGCCCCCCUACUCGCGGGGAAUCCCAUCUAGGGGCUCUGGAGCGAAGUGGGGUGAGAAGCGCGGUGCUACGAACUGACUGCUACUUUCACGGAGUGAAGCCGCACAGCCAUUGCCAGAGAGCGCUGACUUUUUCCUGUGGACAAUUGGACUUAAAAACAAGUACCCGUGAGUAGAAACAGAAAAUUGGAUCAAGAAAUUGUUUUAAUUUGGUAUCGAAGCGGGAAGGUGCAAACAGGAAGUCCGCCUUCCGCUUUUUUGUAUAUAGACUAAAGCAAAAAUUUUGCAAGCUAAAGCCGGGAAGCUGUCAAAAAAGGACUAAAUUUCCUUCAUUUAGAAUCACUGAAACCCCCCUUGGAAGCAGGAGAAAAGGGGGGGGGGACUCUGUUUAACCCCAGCAGGAGAGGGAGUGAAGAAGGAUAAGUUUCCACCAUCUCUAACCUGGGAACGGGGUGUCAGAGACAGAAACUGUUGGAGAGGUUCAUUGACUGCGAACGUAACACUUUGACAGACAGCUAAUGAAGAGAAACAAGUCGAUUCUAAUGUUGCCUUUUGCAUUUUAAAGAAACAAAAUAUCUGAAAAACGUCUGAAAUAUCUGAAAAAUGAAAGUAACUUUCCUUUGUCUUUAAAAAAAAAUGGAUACAAGUAGAUUGUCUCCUCUAGAGGGAGCUUGUUAAAUUGUUGUUGCAGCAUAUUUGAGACCCAACAUCUGUGAGAUUAAGACUGUGGGAACAGUCUUUUCUGACCUUGAACAAAGAUGAGCUGGGAAAAAGACUGGCUGCUUGCUCUAUGCAAGACAAAUGCUUUGCUGGAACAGAUGCAUGAAAAGAUGGACUUGAUGAAUGAGAAAAUGGAUUUGACUGUUGUGGUUAAUAACAUUGAUACAGAAAUCAUCCAAGAACCAACCUAUCAACCUGUACUAACUGGGCAAGUGCAGUUGACAAUGGAGGAGGAUGCGGCUGCACCUCAAAUAGUACAAAUGGAGAGACCCGAGGCCCUACAGGAGCAUAAGCCGUUGCUAUUGAAGAUUGAAGUUGGAGUGGGCCAAGGGAAGUCUGGAGAUGAGGAGGUUCCUAGCUUUGGAGAGAUCUUGAAAUUUGAUUUUAAAUUCAUUUUGGAUUAUAUCGAGGACUGUGGGGAGUGGGACUGUGGGGAACGGGUGAGCUGGAUGAAGGGUGAUGGAGACAAUUUUGGGUUGGAAUCCCCCAGAGACCUACUCCUCAAUGAGAAAGGAAAGAAACUAAGACAGAGACCAACAAGAGACAAGGAAAAGGGCAAGCACAAACAAGAUGAAGAAGAAUUGCAGAAGGGACAUGGAAGAGAUUUAAGGGCCUCGGACAUAAGGCUUCCAGGUUGAUGGACUAGAUGGAAUGGACAAUAAGGACUGACAUGACCCGAGACCAGGAAGAAGAGACGCUGGAUGAUGAUUGGAAGAGAAUUUAUAAUGGAAAUGUUUUUAUUUUAGAAUCAGCUAAUGAAUAUUAGGGAAAAUGUGGGAAUGAAACUAUACGACUCUAGCAGAAAUGAUAUCAGGAGCUAUGUAUAUUUGAAAUUUAAGAUUUAAGUCUUAAGGCACUUAGGGGUAAGAUAAGGUUAAAUAAAUUAAGGUAAUCUGAAUAAUAGAAUAUGGGGAAAGAUGGUAAGGAUUUGUUGAGUUAAUUAUUAGGUUAAAUUGUUAAGAUAAAUUUUAUAACAAAAAUUGAGAAAGAUGGAAAGAAUUUGCUGAAAUAAUUACUAAACUAGAACACAAAAACGGAGGUGUGAGGAGGUCAAUGAAACAAGCAAAUGGAAAUUAUGGAUAUGCAAUUUGGGAUUUGUGUGUUUUUUCUUUUUUUCUUCUUUUUUACUUUUUUUAUUGCUGUAUCGUCGUAUUGGUUUUCAUAUUUUGUGCUUUUCUCUUUUUUAUUGUCUUCUUUUUCUUUUUUUGUAUUGUAGUGUUGUUUUUAUUUUUUAUUUCUCUUGUAAUUUUGAAAUUAUCAAUAAAUAUUAUUUUUUUUAAAAAAAAAAUAAUUUUUUUCCAAUCUUCUUCCACCGACUCUUCUCCCUGGUCUUGGAUUCUGCCAGUCAUUUCCGCCAGUUCCAUAUAGUCCAUCAACUUCAUCUGCCAUUCUUCCCGGGUGGGUAAAUCUUGUGUCUUCCAAUACUUUGCGAUGAGUAUUCUUGCUGCUGUUGUGGCAUACAUAAAAAAAGUUCUAUCCUUCUUUGGCACCAAUUGGCCGGCCAUGCCCAGGAGAAAGGCCUCUGGUUUCUUCAGGAAGGUAUAUUUAAAUACCUUUUCAUUUCAUUAUAAAUCAUCUCCCAGAAUGUCUUAAUCCUUGGGCAUGUCCACCAAAGGUGAAAGAAUGUGCCUUCAGUCUCGUUACAUUUCCAACAUUUAUUUUCGGGCAAAUGGUAAAUUUUUGCAAGCUUGACUGGUGUCAUGUACCACCUAUAAAUCAUUUUCAUUAAGUUUUCUCUUAGGGCAUUACAUGCCGUAAAUUUCAUACCUGUGGUCCAUAACUGUUCCCAGUCAGCCAUCAUUAUGUUAUGUCCAACAUCUUGUGCCCAUUUAAUCAUAGCUGAUUUCACAGUUUCAUCCUGAGUGUUUCAUUUCAACAGCAAGUUAUACAUUUUUGACAAUUUCUUAAUUUUUGUAUCUAGCAAUUCUGUUUCCAAUUUUGAUUUUCCCACCUGGAAACCAACUUUUUUGUCCAAAUUGUAUGCCUCCAUUAUUUGAUAAUAAUGGAGCCAAUCUCGCACUUUAUUUUUCAAUUUUUCAAAGCUCUGCAAUUUUAUUCUGUCUCCAUCUUGAUCCAGAAUUUCCCAAUAUUUCGGCCAUUUGGCCUCCAUAUUGAGUUUUUUCUGUGCCUUCGCUUCCAUUGGUGACAAUAUCCAAUGCUCUCUGCUCUAGUCCUCUAUCUGGUGAUCUUCUGUCCGAUACUCUUGGCUCUUUUCCAAAUCCCUUCUGCAGAUCUUCUUCGUAUUUGUACAGAAACUUCGCUUUAUCCUCUACUGAUCUUAUUUUUAUUUUCCUACCUUUGAAACUGAAAGAUAAACCUUGGGGAAACUCCCACCUAAAGAUAAUUUUAUUCUUUCUCAGCAGGGCAACAAUAUCUCCGUAGUCAGGCCUAAGAUCCAAAAGAUAUUUCGGGACAUCUUUAAAAAUUACCACUCUUGACUGUUGUACUUCUAGGUUCUUCUGGUAGUGCCAACCCAAAAUUCUGUCUCUCUCUUCUUUAGUUCGAAGAGUAAUCAAGCAGUCUCUUAUUGUAUUCUUCUCUUUUUCCCCUCCUCUUCCAAGUCUGAAGGCCCUCACAAUUCUAAACUCUUCUUGUCCCAAGUUCAAGUCCCCAAAGUUAGCAAAUUCCUGUGUAAGAAAGUCUAUCAAACUUUCCUUCUCGAAUUCAGGUAGGCCUCUGAUCCUCAGAUUUGUCUGUUUUUCUUUAAGUUCAAUCAUAGCAAGCGUCAACUUAUGUUCAUCAAGUUGCCUCUGUAGGGCUGGGACUCUCUCUCUCCAGUUGUGUUACUUUACAUUCAACAGUAGCAGCUUUCUCCCUAGCUUCCUCCGCAGUCUGCCGUAUCAGAGUGGAUUCCUGUAUCAAUUUCUGAAUAGUUUCUGUAUUGGUAUUCACCUUUAGUCCCAGAUUGUUUAUGCUUUCCGUAUUUAAGUCGAUUUUAAUAGUUGCAGCAUCCACUUUCUUAUUAAGCUGUUCCAAUGAAUCAUUUAUCUUACCUAAUGCAACCGCUAAUACCUCUUCUGGCAACAUUCCUCUUGAUCUUGGUUGUGCUGAUAUAGACACAGCAGCAGCCGGAGGAGUAGGGUCUGGUAUUGAACUUCUCCUAGGUUGCUGCCUAAUCUUCCCAGACCUUAAUGUUUUUUCAGCAGUUGACAGAUCUGUUUUUUCCUUUCCAUUUGCCAUAACACUUAAAAGAUUCAAGGUCAGUCCCAGAGUCUCACAGUUUUUUAUCUUGCAGCUGGAAAUUCCCCCAGCCCUACUCUUGUAAAACUCUUGUAAAACAACCAGUUUCAAAGGCUUCCACUAGGGGGAAACAGUUUCUAUUUAUUUAUGUUAUUUUGUAUUAAUCAAUAAUGUCCUCUUUUAAACACAGUUCAAACAAUCCAAAGUUAGUUUCAGUUUUCUGUUACUAUUUACUCCUUUUUAGAAACAGCCAGAGUCUGUAGAAACAAUGUAUUUCUCUUACUUAGCUAGCUGUCAGUGAACGUUCUAAACGCUGUCAAUGGACAUUCCAAAAGACGUCAGUCCAACUAGCAGCCUGUUUCCAGGGCCAGAGCGGCAGUAUUCUGACUCUCUUCACUCUCUCCUGCAGGCAUACUCAGUCCACAACUUCCCCCCCCCUCUUCUCCUGCCCCAAGGGGGGGUUAAAUGUUCUUUACCGUUGAAAGUUUAGUCUUUUACAAAGGGCUUUCCAAGGCUUUAGCUUGCAGCCUCAUUGCUUCAGUCUAUUUACAAAAGGGGAAGGCGGACUUCCUGUAUUGAACCUCCCCGCUUCGAUACCAAAUUAUACGUUUAAAAGUCCAAUUCUCCCGUUUCAGCUCUACUCACGGGUAAUUACUUUAGAGUCAAAUUGUCCCACAGGAAAAAGCCAGCGCUCUCCGGCAACAGCUAUGCGGCUUCGCUCCGUGGAAGAAGCAGAUGAUUCGAAGCACCGCGCCACUCACCCCAUGUCGCUCCGGAGCCCCGAAAUCGGGUUUCCCCGCGAGUAGGGGAGGCGCAGAAGGUGCCCGCCGAAUCCCACGUUCACAGGCUUCUCCCGCCUGUGAUUUUUUGCGGGUCUCCGCCUUUGCCGUGGCGGCCAGACCCAAUUUCCCAUGGGGCAAAUUCCUCCCGGUCAGAGGAAUUCCGCCAUUGCCGAUGGCGCCAACCCGGAAGUCCCCACAGAACUGUCGUUCUUAAGUCCCUCUGAGAAGUUUCACCCACAAUAUAAAAACAUCUCUAUUUCUCCUCCCAGACUUAAGUCCUCCGACAGAACUUCCCAAUAUGGCGAUGGUAUUUUUAACUGCGUCAUUCCAAAGCCCUUAUACAUUCCACGCUCUUCUUAAAGCAUGCUUUGGUUAGAAAGUUUAUCUCCACACAGACAUAAAUCCACAGCUUAAGUCCUUCAAACGACAUUUCUGACUUGUGAGGGGUGGGGAUUCUUGUUUAAUCACAUAGAAGAUUACAGAAUCAUUUAGUGAGAAGAACGCAUGAGCUAAGCAUUCCACAGCUAGAGUGGAGAGCCCUGUCAGAGGAAGGUAAAGACAUGUUUCCAUGGCAUGAUGGCAUUCAUGAAAACUGAGUAGUGCAUGACAGGUUGCAUUAAGUGAUUUGGAUGCAACUAAUAAAACAAAUGCCUAUUUCCACCACAACCCUAUUCCGAAUUUUACUCCUCCUUUAAUUUUCCUUGCAGAAAGAACUGGCUUCAAGCUGAGGCCAGCUGCAGGGCUUCUGUCGGCUCGGGAUUUCCUUGCUAGCCUGGCAUUCCGUGUCUUUCAGGCAACCCAAUACAUAAGGCACUCGUCUUCUCCAAUGCAUUCCCCAGAACCGUGAGUAGGAGUUGGGUGAUCAUGUAAUCAUUCUCAGGUAGUGGCCAGGGAGGCCAGCAGUGGCUCUGUAGAAGCUGGUUCAGUGCUUCCAUAUAGCACAAUAUUUCUGUUCCGCUAGGAUUGGGGGUUGUGAGGACUCUAUUUCUCAGAGAGCUGCUGGGAGCAGGAAAAGGUUAUAGGAAGUCUACAAGAUUCUCACUCCGUUUGGCAUGAGCAUAGUUUUGACUGUCAGCAUCAAUCUAUUAUGAUCUGUUCACACGCAACACCCUUCUCUGGCCACACAGUAACUUCUAUUAUCCAUCUCUCCCCACCUCCCACCCCGCCCACCAUCCGUAUUUUAUUACGUUCCACUGGCUUUCAGAUCUUGAGAUCAGGAUCCAACGUCAGCAUUUGAGAUGCCAAAUUCCUGUUUCGUUAGAAGUUGUAUAAAUGGGUCUGAGGUUCAAACUUCACUUGGCAUUGAUCACAUGCAGUCCCCUCCCCCAAUUUCUUUCUUUCUUUCUUUCUUUCUUUCUUUCUUUCUUUCUUUCUUUCUUUCUUCAAGAUGACUAAGAAAGGAACAGUCCACUAAAGCCACUGUCACUAUCUCCUGCUGUGUUGUGGAGUUUAAAGAGGCAUUUUAGGUACAUUCUCUGGACUGAGAUGUGGAUUGUCAGGUAGAUGCAAGGGACACAUCUUAUGACUCUUAAAAAACAACAGCACAUGUUUUCGUUUUCACAGUGAUUGCUGUCACGAACUGCUGGGCCACGUUCCCAUGUUAGCUGACAAAGAAUUUGCCCAGUUCUCUCAGGUAACCCACCCAAAGCAGAAUGAGUUACAGGCUUCACUCAGGUGGGAUGUAUUAUACAGGAGGGAUGGCAUGCAGUAGCCUCCAAGACUCAAAAAGAAGGGAACAAUGUAGAUAUUAGACCUAUUUUUAUGGGACCAGGGUCUGGAGAGCUCUAAACCUCAAGUGUGAAGAGGUUGCACAGUUCCUUGGUCUGUCCGAAAAGCUCGGUUCAACCCUGAGUGUUCAGUUCAACUCCAAAUUAUUUAUGCCAGAUAGUAGGGGGCCAAAUUUUUUGAUCCAGCCAUUUUCAAAGGUUUCUGGGGUUGGAUGAGCCAGAAAAGGCAUCCUGGAAUUGUCUGUGCUCUUCAGGGGCAUGGCAAUUUAAAGGAAAAAAAUUAGGUUGGGGAUUUAUCUGAUAGAUAUGUGGCAGAGGGUUAUAGAUGGCCUUUAUUUUACCUAAAAAACCUCCAAAAACCUUUGCUUUGAGUAGUGUCAGAGUUGCACUAGCAAGAGCAUUACUUCCUCCUUGAGAAUGGACAAAUGGUAAUGAUGGUACUCAAGAUGACAUAGUUUUGCUAGGUUUCAUUAAGGUGGAUAUGGGUCAAGUUUUUUCUAUUCUGUGUUCAGCUGAGCAUGGUUGGAUUACAUCACUUUUUAAGUGCAAGUGAUCUGGUUCCUAGUUCUGUGCUGAUGUUGCCAGAUGUGUCUCAAAUCACAUGGGUGUGGACCAGGAAAGACUAUUUCAUACUAGAAAUUUAUGUAUCCUGCACACUUGGCUAAACUAUAAUCCAAAUAUGCAGCAUUAGUUCUGAAUUUAUUGUUAUUAUUAUUAACCUACAUGAUAUACUAGAUCAAACUGGGGGAAAUUACAGGCAUACAAAACUACACAGAUGUUUGUCCUUAAGCUAAGGAUCAUACCUUCAGUGUAAUAAUAAUUCACAGAAAAGGACUGUAUGUUCUCAUAAAUCAGCCUUUCAAUAAAUAUAUUGAUCCUUGAUCUAGGAUAUUGGAUUAGCUUCUCUAGGAGCAUCUGAUGCUGAUAUAGAAAAACUGUCAACAGUGAGUAUAUAUAUAUUUAUGUAUUUUCAUACUGCAGGUAUAAUACUAAAGGCUCAAAAUAUAAGCUAUUUCAAGCUCCCCUAGAAAAUGCUCAGUGGUUGGUUUUUAUUUUUAUUUUGUUUUUUAAUGACAGGACAUUUGGGUGUCUUGAGGUAGAAAAUGCAAAUUGCAUCCUCCUCAUGGAUAUAUAUAUAUAUAUAUAUAUAUAUAUAUAUAUGGUGUAUAUAUAUACACACAUACAAUUAUUCCCAAACAAACCCAGAUGGCAUCCCAAUGACUUAUGUAUGGAGCAUCCAUCCUAAUUUGUGUACACAAAGUUUGUGUGAUUCUUGCAAUGUGAUAUAGUCAUGUUCCAGCACAGGGGUAGCCAGUAGCCGUCUGAGUAUUCUUGGAUUCCAACUCCCAUCAGCCCCAGCCAGCACGGCCAAUGAUCAGGGAUGAUGGGAACUGUAGUCCAGCAAGAUAUGGCGGGCACAGCAUUGGCUACCUGUCUUCUAGCAUGAGAAACAGAACCCAAGGUGCGUCUAGCAGAUGCUUACUCUCAACUUCCCCACCCCAAAGGACUAAGUUUUGUUGGCCUCAACAUUUUGUUUGACAUUGUGGGGAAAUCAAAAUGUUCACCAGCAGGCAGCUGUCUUUGAGGAGCAACGUUAACGCAGAUAAAUAAAUUUGCAACCUAAUGCAGUGUAUUUCCAGGGACAUAGUGACUACAUACAAUCACAGGAUAACCUGGUGGGGCUGGGACUUCUCAGAGGAGUUUUCAUAGUCCACCCCAUUACUCUUUGUAUUUACCAGCUCUACUGGUUUACUGUUGAGUUUGGACUCUGCAAACAAAAUGGAACUAUUAAAGCCUAUGGAGCAGGUCUCCUGUCCUCCUACGGGGAGCUGAUGGUAAGUUCGUUUCCCCCUCUCUCCAAGUAUUAUUUUAACAUUAGAUAAACUUACAAGCUGAGAUCACUAGAGGGCAGCAUUACGCCUAAUGUUCAUGUGCUUCAUUUCAAAAUGAAUCUGUCCCUCAUGUUUCUAAUUAAUGGUGAAGCUACCAAGUCACCAGCAGAGUGUAAUAAAAUGAUGAGGUCAGGAUAUUGAAAACAUUGCUGUGGUGUGUGUGUUCCCCCUCAUCUGAACUGCUGUUGUUUCUAUUAAAUUUAUAUACUGCUUACAAGCCAAAAUGGCUUCUAAACAGUUUGCAACUGUAAAAUCAAUUAUAAAACCUAUACAUUCUUUAGAAAGCACAAUAAAACAAUUCCACCACUGCAUCAAAACAUCCCUAAUUCUAAAAACCAUAACCCUAAAAUAGUUAAAAACAACUAAAACAAUAAGAUCAGAAGAUGAUGUUCCAGGGGAAUGCUAAUCCAAGCAGAUGUGUCUUCAAAAGCCGGUGGAAUGCCAAUACUGAUUAGGGUGCCCCAAUCAUUGCUGAUUGCAGUGCUGCUUUCCUGAACCAGGGCCCAACACUGUGGACGGAAACGUACAGUGGUUACCGGUGACUAUUGGAACUGAUAGAGCAGAAAGGCAAGCCAACAGGAGGUGGAGUCAGAGUCAAUGAUAAGCAGAGUCAGAACCAAUGGAAGGCAGAGCCAACUGAUUCUUGUUUUGUCUCCAUCCUCCUGCUGAGUACUGCAAGGGCAACACUGGGGCAUUUUGGGAUUCAGUGGAAAGGCACAUUUUAAAGGCCUUUACAACCUCUAUUUCCACACUUUUCUUUGCUGCUUGUUUUGCUUGCCCUGAAGCUGGACCGUGGCUUCCAGGGUCCAACAUCAACUCAUAAAAAUGCCAGGCAGCUGCCACUGCAAUUGCCCCAAACGCCCCAGAAUGAUGUGAUGUUGCUCUGGGGCAUUGUGGGCAAUUAUAAUGGCAGAGUCUGGCACUCACUUGGUAAGCAAACCCACCCAACUCCCUGUGCAGUGUAAAGAACAGCCACCUGCUGAAAUAUGAGGAGGGGGACAGCAACUGUUAGAAUUCCUGCUCCAUGACUGCAGUCAUGGGAUUUUUGUCUAUCACAUGACGGUAUAUGUGUGCCCUGCUAAUACCCUUUUCAAAUUUGGACUCGCCCUGUGGAAGUCUGAGCACCUUUCUAGUCUAGCAAUCUACCCACUAUGUAAUUAUGUCUCUCUGUAAAGCUAUCAAAAGAUGGCUUUCAAAAUAUGUAUUUGUUUUAAGCAGUGGAUACCAUGUGCUUUUAAUUGACAGCUCUUGUUUUGGUUUUGUAGCCGAAUCCUUAAGGCAAACUUCAACCCUAUUUUUCAACCAUCACUUGGCCUAGAAACCUAGCUUUGCCUUUCAAAAUAGGAGGUGAGAUCUAUACGACGAUAUUCAAAUCCCCAACUAGCAUGAAAGAGUUUGCCUGCUGGCCAACCUUACGUUUUCUGAGCUAUAGAAUGCACCCGAGACCCUGAGUCAGCUGUUCUGCAUUAAAUCAAAUGAAUUUCAUGUUAACACCCCGGCUGGAGUCUAGCCUAUGUACAGUAAAAUGUAAUGGCCCAUACUUCACAAUUGGCAGAGCUCACCCCUUGGCAUGCUUCGUUUGCAGAAAAACAGGGCUCCCUUAGCUCCCUACAGGUCACCUUGGGUCAUCUGAUCAUUUUAAAGCAGAACUUCCCACAGCAAAGAAGGAAGGGCUCUGCUUGAAAACUCACGCCUGAGGUUCUGAACCUUUCAGCUGGCUUUCCCAAGGCCUGAAACACAAUAUAUCUGCAUGUUUUUACUGAUGCAUCUGGUUUAGAUUGAACGAGGACUCUCACAGGAAUCUCCCACAUACAGUGCACUGCUAAUCAAGCAACUAGAGUCUUGGGUCCCCUUUAAAAAAAAAUUGUGUCCUUUGGGUCAAAGCAGUUUUUUCUCCUCUAGUUCUUACACCAUCUUUGGAAGAAAUGGCAAGUAGAGGUAAAGGCAAAUAAAGAGCUUGGGUGAUUUAGAAUACAAAGAGUAGAGUUUUACCCAAAUGCAAGAUCAUGUUGAGAUUUGUCCUUAUCAUUUCAGUGGUACCUCAGGUUAAGAACUUAAUUUGUUCCGGAGGUCCGUUCUUAACCUGAAACUGUUCUUAACCUGAGGUGCCACCUUAGCUGAUGGGGCCUCCUGCUGCCGCACGAUUUCUGUUCUCAUCCUGAAACAAAGUUCUUAACCCGAUGUACUAUUUCUGGGUUAGUGGAGUCUGUAACCUGAAGUGUCUGUAACCUGAAGCGUCUGUAACCCGAGGAACCACUGUACUGCCAGGCAGCCCUCCUCCCUACCUAUCACUAACCCCCUUUCCUUUCUUUCCUCCAAACCCACAGGGUAGCGGCAGGGCAGUAGCAAUGGAAGGGCUCUCUGGAGGCUUCUGCGUGAGGCUUCCUUGGCUUCUAAGGACAUGGCAGCCACAGUAUCCCAGGCACUGGGGACCCUGGGAAAUGCAGUUCCCCAGAGCCCCCGAGACCUGCAGCUAGUGACCUACUGCCUUUGGCUUAGUUAAGAGGAAGAGAACAAGAAGCAGAGUUAAGCAGUUCUUGACAGGAAUAGGGGGGCUUGGGGAAGGGAGUUGGUCACAUCCCUUUGCACCCAUGAUGACAACAUUGGUAGCACAACUAAUUCAUUGACAGCACGACUAAUCCAAUUUAAGAACUGAGCUUUUUUUGUAAAGAAAAGGAAAAGCAGAAAUUAUUUCCACUUUAGGGAGAAAACAUUUUGCUCAUCCCAGUCCCAAGCCACACAAUGAGGAGUUCAUUCAUCAUUAGAAAUAUACAAACUUGAAGUGUAGAUAUGAAAUUGUCUCCAAAGGUUAAAUAAUCCAGGUGAACAGGUCAUGUGAUUGAAGGUGAGGGAAACACUUAUAUUUGUUGGGAAGGGACAACUCUCCCCUCUUUACUAAAGUUAAACAUUGUCACACACACCUCUUUGAAGCCCCAUAGAUUCCUUCCUUCCUUCCCAAAUCCACUUAUUUUUUCGCUUUGGUUGCUGCCCCCUCCUUGCAUUCUAAGCCUACAUCUUUGACAUUUCUGAACAUGAACACUGUCGCUUUCCUUUACUAAUAGUAUGCUUUGUCAAAGAAGCCACAGUACAAACCCUUUGACACAGAUGCAAUGGCUGUCCAGCCUUACCAGGACCAGUCUUUCCAGCCCAUCUACUUUGUAGCAGAACACUUUGAAGACAUGAAGUCUCAGCUCCAGUAAGUAUGGCAGUGGCACUCAUUCAAAGCAGAUAUAGCCCAUCGCCAAGUGAGGAUGAUUUGGCCUUCAGAACACCUUUGAUGGGAACAUGGAGUCAUGCACAGACCUCAGAAGGUGUUGUUGUCCUUUCAGAAUUCUUAACUUGGCAUGUGUGUGUUGUGGAGUGAGGGCACACAGGGACAAAGCAUCACCCCUUAUUUCACAGCACUGACAACUAUGCCAUCUCUUGGGGGUCUUAUUUCCUAGUUUUCUGCAUGCCAAAGAAGUCAAUUCUUUUUCCUCUGGGAAGAACCCACUAAAUAAGCCAGGCGAGCCUCUCUGGGGAGAGCAUUCGACAAAUGAGAAGCCACCACAGAAAGGGCCCAUUCUCGUCUUGCCACCCUUCAAACUUCAUAUGGAGGGGUGGACAUAGAAAAGGAGCUCAGAUGACAAGAGGCGGUCCUUAAGAGCUUGAGGUCUUGAGCUGUGUUAUAUGGGGAUCUCUCCAGGGGAUGCACCAACAGUUGGAAGGAUCAUCUCCAUACAAAACUUUUACUUGGUAAACAUUAAGGCCACAGUUUAUUUAUGAGACCCUGCUCUAUUUAAUUUUCCAGUGGUGCCAAUCAUAAAACUGGAAAAGAACACACUUUCUCCAGACCCUAUAAAUUGCAUGCACUUGUAAAAACAUAAAAACUCAUCUUUUGAUCAAUUAUUUUUCCUCUACAGAAAAUACACCGUUAAGAUCAAGAAACCUUUUACUCUUCAUUAUAAUCCCUUUACCUGCAAUGUCGAGGUUCUGGACUCACCACAGAAAGUGAAGGAAAUUGUUACCCACUUGAAAGAAGAACUGAAAACUCUCUGCCAUGCCUUUGAAAAGCUUUCGUAA